AUGAAGAUGCAGAAAACACUUAUUGCAAAGGUAAAAAAUUUUUAUUUUUUAAGAGUAGAAAAAAAAUGUGGAGGCACAUCUCUGUUAACAAAAAUUGGCCAAUCUUUUAAUCAAGAGAAUUUGAAAAAUAUGAAAAUAAAAUUAGAUAACUACCAAAAGAAUACAUCAAGUUUAAGAGUAGGGUCAGAUAAUAAUAGUAAUAAUAGUAGCAUAUUUAAAAAUUUUAUAGAUUUAUUUAAAAAAAGUAAUAUAAAGGAUAAGCUAAAAAUUGGGGAUAAGAGUGAAAAGAAAGAAAAGGAUUUCUUUGAAUAUUAUAUAAAAUGUUUAAUGAAAUAUGAAGGUAUUUUUACUUAUCGUAAAUUUCAAUUUUUUUUAAAAGACUUGUGUGAUUACUUUAAACUUUUUAGUAUAAGUUACAAGUAUAAAAAAAAAAUGAACCCUCAAUUGGAAAAAUUAAAAAAACAAUAUGAAAUUUUAAAUUCGUUUUUACCCUACGAAUUAGAUUCAGAUGAUUAUAAAAUAUUUCAUGAAGAGAGUAAAAAAUAUUUAGCUCAAGCAUGUAAUGUAGAUGUUAAUUUUAUUGAUGAGUUACUACUUUUCCAUGAUUCAUUAAAAACUGAUAGAACAUGGUUUUACAGAAGAAUUAUAUUAAAAAGAAAAUUACCAGAAAGUUUUGAAGAACGAGAAAUAGAUGCACCAUACGAUAGACCUAUAACCAAGACAUUCAAUUAUAACAUAAAAGAAUCAUCAUUAGAAUAUGAACAAUAUAUUAAAAAACAUGGAAUUAAAUUAAAAUAUAAAAAAUGGUUUUCAAAAAAACAUCCAUGGUUCCGUAAAAAUACGUCAGGAAGGAGCAGAUGGGCAACGAGACCUUAUACCAAACAUUUUCCCUAUCUUUAUUAUUCUCGCAUUCCUAAGCAUCUCUACCUUUCUAGGAAUAAACCUAGAAUUAAAAAUUACUGA
Plasmodium malariae is the source of this 963-nucleotide messenger RNA. RefSeq names its product conserved Plasmodium protein, unknown function. The coding region runs from base 1 to 963 and encodes 320 amino acids. The record is from RefSeq and is a predicted model, not a curated record. NCBI's taxonomy places the organism in Eukaryota, Apicomplexa, Aconoidasida, Haemosporida, Plasmodiidae. The transcript has a single exon.